This is a messenger RNA of Colletotrichum aenigma, 1308 nucleotides long. RefSeq lists its product as uncharacterized. Gene Ontology annotation, molecular function: hydrolase activity, hydrolyzing N-glycosyl compounds. The coding region runs from base 1 to 1308 and encodes 435 amino acids. The record is from RefSeq and is a predicted model, not a curated record. The transcript is spliced from 3 exons. Lineage: Eukaryota; Fungi; Ascomycota; Sordariomycetes; Glomerellales; Glomerellaceae.
AUGUCAAUGGUACGCUAUCUGGCAUACUCAAAUGAGUUUGAUACCAAGGGCCUUGUUGCUACAACCUCCAUCAGCUUGCCAAACGAAACGCACCCAGAGGCUAUCGAGCUUAUUAUUAGAGCCUAUGGUGAAGUUGUUCACAAUCUAAACAAGCAUGUGCACCCCAACGCAACGUUCAGCCCUGCCGGGGACCUUUUGAAACUCGUGAGGUCAGGCCCAGUGGUUUACGGGCGACAAGCUCUCAACGAGUCGCUAAGCGACGGUGCCAAAUUGCUGGUCGAAACGCUUGAGGCGGGCUCAGAUCCGUUAUUCGUCUCCAUUUGGGGCGGAGCCAACACCCUGGCGCAGGCGCUGCAGUUCAUCAGUACAGAGAGAACUCCAAAUGAAGCAGCUGAGCUUCGGUCUAGGCUCCGCGUUUACUCGAUCUCGGACCAGGACGAUGCUGGGCCGUGGAUCUGGAGAAUACCGAUCAUCCACGUCGGCGCAGACAACGGUGCUACCAACGUGACGAAAGUACAAGACGAUUGGCUGACAACAAAUAUCCGGAUCCGUCCUCUGGGCGAGGUGUAUCCCAAGAUUCACUAUGGAAUGGAGGGGGACUCGCCCAGCUUCAUGUGGCUUAUCCAAAACGGCCUGAACAGUGCUAGCCGUCCGGACUGGGGUAGCUGGGGUGGUCGGUACACCCGAGUUACGGAGGCCGAAGACAUCAACGAAUACGGAACAUCCAUGGACACGGCCGUUUCUGUGACAGGCGUGGAUCACCAGAGCCAGUAUGCCACUGUUUGGCGAUGGCGCGACGCUUACCAAGACGACUUUGCGGCACGAAUGCAGUGGAGCGUUACGGACAAAUUCGAAGACGCAACUCACCCACCCAAUAUCAAUGUCAACGGCUCCAUCAGUCUCGAUGCCGUGGAGAUCUUUGUCCCGUAUAAAGCUGCUGUUGUGCUAGAUGCCAGAGAGACCUACGAUUCUGAUCACCCAGAAGACUUGACUCACCUCGAGAUCGAAUGGUAUGCUUACAACACAGCCUCUAUUGCUUGGGCCAGUGCAUAUCUCGAGGGACUCAUUGAGAUACGUCCGCUUUCACCGCUAACCGGUACAGAUGGGUAUCUUGAGGUUAAUAAUGCAGGAUUCAGGAACGUCACGAUUGGUCCGAGGGUUCAGAUCGUGAACAAUGUGCCGAGCUUCUCGCAACUUGGGGGAAGAUCAUGGCAUGUUGUACUCCAUGUGAACAAAAACAAGGGUCAGCAUCCGGUCCGGAGGUACAAGCGAAUCUUAAUUCAGGAUUUCGAGGGCAAGAAUGAUUAG